GAUUCCCCAAACGGAUCCUCUCGGCGCUUGGAGAGACGCGUCGGGGUGUGUGAUCCUUAGCAGAUGCAGAUUUAUUGUAUUAAACAGCCAUCGUUUCGGCUUCUUAACCACAGAGACGCCGCGGCCCCGACUGGUUUCCAUAAAGCCACAAUGCGUUUGUAGUGCAAGAAGAAUCAUGUUCGCGGCGUUAGUCCUCGUUUCUUCAUUGAUGGGGUUGCGCGUCACAGGGGGCGUCUUUGCGGACGAUGAAGUUUAUCGGAUACCGCAUCGGCGCUUGGCUAAUGGAUUGACUGGCUCUGCCUACCAACACAUGGGUGUUCUCAGUCAGGAAAAGCCUUUGGGAUUCAACGGGGAGCUGCUUCAGGUCCAGUCCCGUGGACGGGUGGCUAAGCUGUUUCUAGAAUCCCAUUUCCAGAGAACUCCGCAGAGGAAAUCAGAUGCCGGCUUCCUGCAAAGCGUCGACCAGGCGGAGAGCAAGCCUGCAUCUGCCCACCAUACGGUCGAAAUGGAGGAGAAUGAUGACAUCGAGCUGUAUGUGUCGUCUGUUGGAGCAUCAGAACCUGUGGCUCACGAGGAAAUGAUCCGGUUGCUCAACAUCAACACGCUUCACCACAGCCCUGGGCUGCCUGCCACCACUGAAGCGUCCACUGAGAAGACUGUUUUCAAAGAUCACCAUGAGAAGAACGGCAUUUGGGGUAAAGACGGCUUCUAUGUGCUGGUUAUCUGCCUCACAAUAUUCAUCAUCGUUUUCACCUGUUUAAUGGUGCUUUACCGAAUAAAGGAGAAGGAAUUCUUGGAUCAUCAGCUAAAAGACCCGUCCCAGCCUAUCCGGGACGUGCAGCUGGCACCCAUCCCUGUUCAUGGUGCUCAGCCCCCUCUGACCCUCAAGAACAGUAUGGUCCAGGCCAACCAGACGUCCAAACCCAGUGCCGCCCAUUCUACCAGCAGCACUAGCGCCCCGUCCUGUAACAUCAACAUCCAUCAGACCCAUUCCAUCGUGACAACGUCAGAGCCUCAGUGCCCACCUGGCCACUCUGUGGCUGAGCUCAAACCCACUGUGUCCUCCACGCAUUCACCCUUCAGGAUGAAGCCGGUUGCAGGCCUGCAGGAACGACGUGGAUCUAAUGUGUCGCUGGUUCUGGACAUGAGUGCUUUGGGUUCAGUGGAGCCUUUGAGUAGUGGGGUCGUGACCCCACGUGAGCGUGUAACUCAGGAAUACCUGCAGUCAGCUGGUCGGGUCCUCUCACGGCAACAGCUUCGUGACGUCACACUGAACACACAGAUGUUACAUGCAGAGUUUGCCGAAAUUCCAAUGAACUUCGUGGAUCAGAAAGAACUGGAUAUCCCAAAUCAUGGAUCAAAAAAUAGAUACAAGACCAUUUUGCCAAAUCCACAUUCCAGAGUUAUUCUGAAGACUAAGAACUCAAACGACCUCUUCAGCAGUUACAUUAAUGCCAACUACAUAAGAGGCUAUCUUAGAGAUGAGAGAGCAUUCAUUGCCACUCAGGGUCCAAUGAUCAACACGGUGAACGACUUCUGGCAAAUGGCCUGGCAAGAGGACUGCCCUGUCAUCGUCAUGAUUACAAAACUGAAAGAGAAAAAUGAAAAAUGUGUUCUGUACUGGCCUGAGAAGAGGGGGAUCUAUGGAAGGGUGGAGGUCUUUGUUAAUAAUGUGAAGGAAUGUGACCACUAUAUAAUCCGCUCCCUAAUACUAAAGCAAGGAGGCCAGAGUCGUAAAGUGCAGCACUACUGGUAUACUUCAUGGCCGGACCAUAAGACCCCAGAGAGCGCUGGACCCCUGCUGCAGUUAGUGAAUGAUGUUGAGGAGGACCGGAGAGGCUUUACAUCCUGUGGACCGGUUAUUGUGCAUUGCAGUGCUGGAAUUGGUCGGACGGGGUGUUUCAUAGCCACAACAAUCGGCUGUCGUCAGUUGGAGCUGGAGGGAGUUGUGGAUGUGUUGGGAAUUGUGUGCCAACUUCGGACAGACAGGGGCGGUAUGAUCCAAACGGAGGAACAAUAUGAAUUUGUGCACCAUGCCUUGAGUCUCUACGAAAGCCGCCUCCCUACAGAGCCUGGACAAUAAACAGUUAGAGGAGCUUCAAUUUUCGUACCAAGAGAUCUGCUAUUGCCAUGCGUUUUCAGAUUCAGGAGAGAAGGCAGUGGAUAAUGUUUGCGAAGAUGGAUCUUUGUGGAAUUUUGUUAUGUGAGUGUCAAGGCAAGGGUUGCACACAUCAUGACUCAAUGUUUGCCGGAAGCCGUUAUUGCCGGGAAAUGCAUUUCGUCAUGACUUUUCAAUAGCCUCUGCCAUGCUUUUUAAGGCCACUAGUGUUAAAAGAACAUGCCACUUUUUUGAAAAUAGGCUCAAUCUCCAACUCCCCCGGAGUUAAAAAGUCGAGACUUACUGUUUUUGAAUCCACUCGAUUUCCGAAUCUGGCGAAAGCACUUUCAACAGUGUUUAGCAUAGAUCACUGAAUCUGUUUAAACAAGAUGCGUCUGGUCUAAUCAGAUUCAAUGAUCUAUGCUAAGCUAUGCUAAAAGUGUUAUCGCCGGACCCGGAGAUUGGCUGAAUGGAUUAAAAAAACUCAACUUUUCAAAUGGAGCUGGAGAAAUAGUAUUCAUUUAAGUGUCAUUGUACAAGGUCUAGUUCCACUAAAUAGCGCUUUUUUAACAGUACACACAGCUUAAAGCCUUUCAUUUAGCUUUCUCUUUAUUUUAUCUGAAUAUAGCCUUGAAAACACGAACUGGGCAUUUUGAAAAUUCUGAAUUGUCUCCAUGAUGCAGUAUAAAUGAGGCGUUAAAAUUCUGUGUAUCAUAGUAUGAUCAUCGGAUGUUUCGUUAGAACACAUAUUUGUUUUUUUUCACUUUUGUACUUAUUGGUUAAUGAUUUCUAGGCAUAUUUUAGAAUUUUGAAAAUAUUCAGACUGUGUCUCCCGUGUUGCUGCUACUGAAUCUACAGUACCGCAAAUUAAAUGUUUUGUUUGCUCUGAGGUUCGCAAAUUGAAUGUUAUGAGAGAGAAGGACUGGAUGCCUCAGAAUUUCUAUUGCGUUGGAGUUGCUGAAUGCACAUAACGACAAACCAACAGCAAACCCAGAACAAAUGACUUUUAUGAGUGGAUUCCAACUGAUACAUAUGGAAUUUAUGAUCAUUUGAAUUGUUCUAGAGACUCAAUAAAUCGGUCAAUGGUUCGUGAAUUACUAAACAGAUCAGAGUAUAAAUAUCCAACCUAAAGAAAUACCAUCACAACAUAUUUGGGAAAGAAAUAUGUAAUUAUUUAAAAUAACAAAAAUUUUAUAGAGUGUAUAGAAAUAAAAUAAUUCCAAAAUAUUAAUAAUAAUACAGUUUUAGUGUGAAGGUUCAUGUAUUCUGGGACCACAAGGGUUUUGCUGCUAAUACUCCAAUUGUUUAUGGCUUUAGGAAUUAAAUAUGUUGUAUGAAAGUGAAUAUUUCUAAUGCAUUUGUUUUCUAUCGUAUUUAUUAUUAUAAAAUCUAUUGUUAUUAUUACAUGAUACUUUUAUAUACUAUGGUUAUUGUUAAUGUGCACUGUUACGCUAUAUAUUUUCCACUGUGUGGGCUCAAUGUUAGGCAGUCAGUGACUUUCCUAUUUAUGCUUAAUGAUGAGUGAUGUGAGUUGAAUUCUGUAAAUAAUAACAAUCUAUCAUAUCCACAAUAGUAAUAUUAUCAACUGCACAUACGGAUGCCUCAGACAGUGAGGGUAGCAGCAUAAGCAACCCAAACUGAUGAUCUGAGCUGUUUUUAUAUGAUACUUUGGUUGUGGUAGAACCGAUUAGUUAUGUGUAUUGGUACAGUACGUAUAUUAGAAAUGCGUAACAUGGUCCCAAUAAAAACUUUAAAAGUUAUUGAUUAAUGCUAUACAGUUCUUUGUAUUUACAUUGUGUGUAUGGUCCUAUAACAAUGUUAAACCAUCACCUAAAGCCAUAAUAUCUCAUGUUUACAUUUUUGCCACCGCAAGUUCAUCCAAUAUGCUUAUUCUGUUAUUAACCUCUGUCGUGUGAAAAUGUGUUUUUGUAAAGUGUAACUUUGCCUAGUCGGAAAGCAAAGUACAGGAAUUAUGAUUCUGACUUUAUGGUCAUUACUGCCAAUAAAUCAACAUGAGUUGUCA
This is a messenger RNA of Puntigrus tetrazona (Sumatra barb), 4121 nucleotides long. RefSeq names its product protein tyrosine phosphatase receptor type R (gene ptprr). The record is from RefSeq and is a predicted model, not a curated record. Lineage: Eukaryota; Metazoa; Chordata; Actinopteri; Cypriniformes; Cyprinidae. The transcript is spliced from 13 exons. Bases 176 to 2083 code for a protein of 635 amino acids. Gene Ontology annotation, biological process: protein dephosphorylation. Gene Ontology annotation, molecular function: protein tyrosine phosphatase activity.